AUGCUGAAGACGAUUCUCGGUAUUGUUCUUGUCGCGUCCACCUCGUUGGUCUCAGGGCAUGAAAACUGGAACCAGUGUUAUUACGACAAAGGCGCCGUCGCUCCUCCUGAGCUUCUGCCAUGCCAGAAUGAGACGGACGUGGGUCCGAAUGACUACGCCUGGUGCUGCUUUGCGGGCCAUGAGUGUUUGGACCAUAACAGCUGCUGGGACCCAAAGACAACCAACACAUACCAGUAUGGCUGCAAUGACGAAACUUAUUCUCAUUCAAGCUGCCCGCACAAGGGUGAUCUAGAUCGAGGCAAGUCCCCGUGGAUUGGCCUUGUCCGGUGCGACAACAAAGACAGAGAAAGCGAAGACCAACCUUGGGUCUGCAACCACCCGGACACCUGCGGCGAUAGGUGUCCCCUUGAGCCGGGCAACGAGGAUGCUACGAUGCCCAUUUGGCCUUUUACAAUGAUUAACCUGCCGGAUCUGCCCAACCGCUGCACAGACCUGGGCAAACAAGUCACUGCGAUCUUUGCCCCUAUUCCGAUUCCCAGCAAAGGAUUUGUACCCGACGAAGCAACCGAUAUAGGCUCCAAGCCUCAAGCAACUAGAGUUCCUAUCAGAGACUCCGAUGAUGGUGGAUUGAGCACAGGCGCCAUUGCAGGUAUUGCAGUCGGGGCAGCUCUGGGCGGUAUUGCUAUUCUCGCAGCCGUCUUCUUCAUGUGGCGGCGACGUCGUGGAAAGGCCCAGGCCCAAACAUCAGCACCUACACCGGCACCGGCACCAGCGCAAGAUCCCCAGUCCUCUCCCGCUCCUCAAUAUUACUCACCGGGAAUGCCGUCGUCUCCAGCACCGUAUCAGGGCUACGACAAGCAAAACAUCGUGUAUCCCAACUCGCCCUCGACCUUCUCAGACGGCACGGGCAUCCAGCGGCCUGUGUCGGACAUGAGCAUGAGCACCGUCUCCCCGACGCCCGUGGGAUCCCCACGACCUCAUCCCUCGCAAUACUAUCAGCAAGGAGGCCACCCGUCUCAGGGUACCUAUGGACAUGGAUCACACGCGGAGCUUUCGCAUGACGCAAGAGCGGUGUACGAGAUGCCCGAGAUUCGGGAGAAGCCUGAUAGAUCUGAGCUACCGUGA
This is a messenger RNA of Colletotrichum gloeosporioides, 1125 nucleotides long. RefSeq lists its product as uncharacterized. The transcript has 2 exons. The record is from RefSeq and is a predicted model, not a curated record. Bases 1 to 1125 code for a protein of 374 amino acids. Lineage: Eukaryota; Fungi; Ascomycota; Sordariomycetes; Glomerellales; Glomerellaceae.